AUGGAGGCAUAUCCUACCGAAUAUGUCGAGCAUAACCUUCCUCUGCUUCUCCUUUCGGGACUCGCAAAGGACGAUCCAUCACACGCGGGUCCAGCCUUGACGAGACAAGAAUAUGGCGCUGGCGUCCAGAUAGAAUCGCCCGAAUGCAAGACUGAUCAGGCUCAGGCCUUGCUUCGAGAAGCAAAAUCUCAAGAUGGAUAUGGCCUCCCAUGGAACUCGGCAUCGCUCCCCGGGCCGACAGGCAGCAUUCGAUUUAGAAUCAAGACCAUUGGAAGGACUUAUACGUUGCCGGCGAGAAAGGCUGCACCGAUCCCCCAGUCUCCAGGAGUGGAGGCUGUUCCGUCUGCCAAAAACACAGAACUACAUUCUCCUCUUUCCCCUCUGUCGCCGGCUUCACCAGUUUUUCCUGAUGGCAUAUUCACCGCUCGCUGGUACACGAAACAUCAACAGCAGGUCCCAUCAGUGUUCUUGGCAUUUUUUGAUCUGAAUGCGAAUGAAGCCGCGCAGGAUGAGCAGAUCAAGAACGAUAUAAAUGCUGUCAAGGGUGCCCUAUCUCGGUCUGGAUUCAAGACUCGCUUUGCAGCUGUUCUGAUUAGUGAUAAGAGCGUUCUCCAUGCCCCGGAGUUGGAGGAUCGCGUUGCAUCAAUUCGAAGGGCGACGGCACUGGACCUCAAGACCGGACUGUUCUUUAUGCCUCCUAUGACCUCGCAAGUGGAGAUAGCGACAUUCGUUCAAGAUAUGAUGAAAGCUCUGCAGCCAUCUUGUGUCGAGUACUAUAGAGAUCUUACAAAACAUGCGAGAAGGAAGAAGGCUCGAGGAGGACCACCACCAUUGGCCCAUACGCCCGUAGGAGGUGCUUCACAGUCAACAUCAACCUCAGGCUGGAAUGUACGAUAUGAAGUCAAACAGGGCGUGUUCGCUGAGUUCCGCCAGGAAAUGGACGUUGCUGAGCGCCACUAUUCUGCCGCCAUUGAGGAACUCUUCAGCUCAGAAGGGGGUGUGUUUGAGACGACAGCGAGCUGGUCACCGAGAUGGGAUGAAGCACGCCUCUUGUGCGACUCAAUCGCCUUGAGAACGAUUAGAUGUCAACUGUGGAACGGCAAUCACACAGGUGCUGUGCAGUCGUGGCAAAAUUACAAGCAGCGGACAAGAGACCUGAUCGACAGGAGAGGAAAAGGCACAAAUUCGUACGGCUGGGAUGCGUGGGAAGCGCGUUGGGCGAAUAUUAUGUCUCAAUUGGUAGAUCGCGCGCAGAUACGAGGGUUGCAGAAAGCGGUACAGAAUGAGUCCGGCGAGUGGUCAGAGGUCCAAGUAUAUGCGCAGCCCGAAAAGGCACUCGCGAUGGCUGAACGCCUUCCACCGUGGAAUUUGUUGCAUCACUCAGGUUAUUGGUUGAGACUCUUCGCGAAGGGUAUCAAGGCUCGCUGGGGAAAGGCAGACGCAAUCCCGGAAGAAGAUCGAGUGCCUCCUGGACAGUCACCAGCAUCCACCGUUGCUAAUCGCUGGAAGACGUAUGAUGUUUACAUGGUUCCAGAGCCACACCAAGAGAAGCCGGUGUCUGGAGAACCUGCGUAUGAUCAUCCCGCUGAGCUCGGCGCGGCGUGCAUCCGUGCUGCGGGAGAAUUCGAGGCAAGACGCCAGAUACGCAUGGCAGAGCAGCUGAAGCUUGAAUUGGCCGAGGAUUUCGUAGGCGCCGGUCGCCAUUUCGAUGCUCUGCAAGUGCUGACUGGUCUAUGGGAAACCUGUACCUGGCGAGAAGAUGAGUGGUUCGUGCCAUUCAGCCGGCUAUUGCGACUACUAUCAGAUUGUGCUUCACGAGAUAAGACUACACCUAAUGCUGCGCUCGUACCAGCUCUGACAUGGGAGUUGCUUUGCGUUGCGCCUUGUGACUUGCCUGAAGGUUCUGUGAGCUUGCCACAAUGUCUCAACUCAUGGGAAGUCGAGACGCCCGUCAAUCUGCAACUUGAAGGCAAGCAACGACUAUGUCCCGUGGUGCUGUCGUUCGCGUUCAGAAGUCUGGAAAGUCACGUCGGCGAGCCACAGGAAUGCCAACUGGGUCUUGAGUAUCGUACAUCGAAGGCUUCUGAGCCUCUUGUGAUUGACAGAGUUGAACUCACGGUGGGCUCAAAGACGAUUGUGAUCCGGCACCAUGUCCAGGAAAGUCAUAGCAAUGAUGCUGUCAUCUUGAGGCGCUUAUCAACGUUGCGCGAAGGAGAAGAUGGUUCUUCCGAUACCACGGCAGACCUCAGCCUCCCUCCGUUGAUCAGGAAGUGUUUCGAGUUCUCGAUACUACUUCGAGAAGCUCAGCUCUGGCAAGUAAGCGCAGUGACUAUCUUCAUGCAAACACCAAAGUUUAGCCUGAGCCAUCGACUCGUGGAUGAAAGCAUUCGAACAAGCAGAAGCUGGAUGCUCGAGAAAGAUGGCAAGCUGGACGAGCUUUUGCUGGCCCAUAUGGAUGCCAAAUCUAUCAACGUGCUGCCCAAGCCGCCCAAGGUGAAAUUGCACCUAAACGGCUUGCGCAAGCAUUGUUACACCGACGAACUCGUGCGCCUGCAGCUAGAGCUUGUCAAUGAAGAAGCGGAAGCCAUGAGCGGCAGUAUCAUAGCGAAGGCAACUGGCCAAGCAGGCGAGGUGCUCGCAUUCACAUGGAAUAACGAUGACACAGGCGCCGAAAUACUGAGUAUGGCGGAGAUUGCCGCUAAUGCCACGUCUUCAGCAGAGUUGGCAAUUCAAGCACCGCCUGAAGCUUCCAACUUUACACUCACCAUCGACCUUCGGUAUACUCUGAUUUCGGAUGCCAACACGCCGUUGACCAAGAGUGUGACUGCAGAGCUCGUGUUUGUCGCGCCAUUUGAAACGAAAUUCACAUUCCAGCCACGCCUUCCCCCUGAUCCUUGGCGCAGCUACUUCGAUGCCUCUGGCGAGAGUACGAAAGCUUCGCCUGAUGGCGUCGUGCAGCUUUGGAAGUUAGGGACUCAGGUAGCUUCUCUCGCAGAGCGACCAGUCAGGCUCCACAAGCUCGAACUGCUCGUUCACGCAAUGGAAGGCGAUGCGCUAUGCAGGAUUCUGGCUCCCACCAACAGCAACGAGGAGGGCAUCGAAGCUGGCGGCAAGCUCAUGGCAGCUUUUGAGCUGACCACACAAAAGUAUUCGCUGGACGAUCGCCGGCCCAGCCAUCUAGACCUUUCACUUGUCGUCGAAUGGUCACACGAGACGAGCUCGUGCAGAGCAACGACAGAGAUCGCGGUACCGCGUCUGACGAUCCCAACUUCCGAACCCAGAGUUCUCUGCACAGCCAAACCUGAUGCCUGCUCGGCCGAGACGCUACAUGUGCAAUAUCAUCUCGAAAACCCGUCGACACACUUCCUCACCUUUGCAUUGACCAUGGAAGCCAGCGAGGACUUUGCGUUCAGCGGAGCAAAAUACCGGACGCUCAGCCUUGCGCCAUUGAGUAGAAACCAUGUUGCCUAUCAACUCAUGCUCCACCAGGACGUCGAGCCAAACGCCGAGGGGAAUGAGGGACUUUGGAUUGCGCCCAACUUGCAGGUCGUCGACUCGUAUUAUCAGAAGAAUUUGCGAGUGCAUCCGGCGGGACCUCGCGUGAAGCUCGAUGAGAAGAGGGACAUCUGUGUCUGGUUUGGCAAAGCAGAAGCCAAGUGA
This is a messenger RNA of Pseudocercospora fijiensis CIRAD86, 3660 nucleotides long. RefSeq lists its product as uncharacterized. NCBI's taxonomy places the organism in Eukaryota, Fungi, Ascomycota, Dothideomycetes, Mycosphaerellales, Mycosphaerellaceae. The record is from RefSeq and is a predicted model, not a curated record. The transcript has a single exon. The coding region runs from base 1 to 3660 and encodes 1219 amino acids.